AUGAAGGCCGAAACGAACGUGGAGUCGACUGACUCGUUGACGGUCUCUGCGCCUGGAAAGGUGAUUCUGUUUGGUGAACAUGCAGUCGUGUAUGGCAGGCUGGCCAUUGCGGCGCCCAUUUCGCUGCGUUCAUAUCUGAAAUCAGAUAUCCUGCGAGAGCAAGAUACACCACAAGUCACUCUAUCCAUGCCAGAUCUGGGGAUGCAGCAGACAUGGACCAUUUCCGAGUUGCCCUGGACGGUUGCCAUGAAAGUACGAGACAAGCCAGAAGCAGACCUCGCUACAGCUCUUGAACCGGAUCUGACGAAUGCAAUCUCGUGGUUUCUUUCCAAAACAUCGCCUGAGCUGAAGAAGAAGAAACACCAUUUUGAAGCCCAGCUGGCCUUUUUGUACCUAUACAUGCUGCUCUGCUCCCCCAAUGACAAUAGCUACACAUACACCCUCACCUCGGAAAUUCCCAUCGGCGCAGGACUCGGGAGCAGCGCCAGUGUCUCUGUGUGUAUCAGCACUGCGCUGCUUCUUCGAUCUGGACAUCUCCAAUCUGUCCGCUGUCUAGAAGAUGAAGAAUCCAAACAACAAUCCCUGGACGCCAUCAACCGCUGGGCCUUUGUCGGCGAGAUGUGCAUCCACGGCCGACCCAGCGGGCUGGACAACACCGUCGCCACGAUGGGCAAGGCCAUCUGCUUCUCGCGACCAGGCGGAGGCCAACAGAUGAAAACUGCAGCAUUAGGAACCAUCCCCGAACUGCCUUUAUUGAUCAUCAACUCGAACAUCUCCCGGUCCGGCGCGACGCAAAUCGCCAAAGUGCGAGACGCGCGCGACAGCGAUCCCAAACGCGUCGAUCGUCUCUUCGACACCAUCGACCGGGUGACGCUGCUGGCGAUCAUCAAGUUGACGGAAACCGUUCGCGAUGAAAAGACGCUGGCAACGCUCGUCCACUGCCUGGGCGAGUUGAUCCAGAUCAACCAUCGCAUGCUGGCGGCGUUGGGCGUGUCGCAUGGCCGCCUCGAACGCGUGCGUCAUCUGCUGGAUGGGCGAAAAUUGGCGUAUACUAAGCUGACGGGUGCUGGGGGCGGAGGAUGCACGAUUUCCCUGUUACGAGCAGAGGGCGAGGCGCUCACCGAGACGCUGCAGCAGUUGGAUGAAGAGGGAUAUUCCAGUGUGCUGACCAGUUUUUCAUCCGAGGCUGUGAAGAUAUCCGUGGACGAGAAUGUUGAAUAG
Messenger RNA from Aspergillus wentii DTO 134E9, 1221 nucleotides. RefSeq lists its product as uncharacterized. Bases 1 to 1221 code for a protein of 406 amino acids. Gene Ontology annotation, biological process: isoprenoid biosynthetic process; ergosterol biosynthetic process. Gene Ontology annotation, molecular function: mevalonate kinase activity; ATP binding. Lineage: Eukaryota; Fungi; Ascomycota; Eurotiomycetes; Eurotiales; Aspergillaceae. The record is from RefSeq and is a predicted model, not a curated record. The transcript has 2 exons. Gene Ontology annotation, cellular component: cytoplasm.